AUGCCCGAAGACAUUAAUGUAAUUGCCGUCAUGACUCCUCCGCCUUCGUCCAAGCGCUUUCUCCCACCAUCCACAGCCUCUGCUUCCAGGUCGACUACCCAUCCAUCGACGCGCAGGAUCAUUUUCCAAAGUUCGCGCUCAACCCAACUCACUUCCUCCCACCCCUCUCGUCCUGCCACUCCGCGAUUUCAAAAACAGCCUGUGGACAAAGAUGAGAUAGACACUAGUUUCGAAGACGAGACGGAGUCGCCAAUCAUCUCUGGGACAUUCGUCAAUACUCACGGGGAAGAUCUGAUCGAUGUGGAUGAGGAUGUCCUCCCAGUUCCAUCACCGCUGCUCUACCGGAACAAGAUCAUUGCGCCUCCGGCGAAAAAGCGCAAGACGAGUCACCCUGGUCAAAGGCCCGUAGAGCCAAUCACUGUUUCGUCCUCUCCCGGGUCUGAAAGUGAUGAUCACGCAUCAAGAGCUCCAUCUUCUGAAGCUUCGCACUCGGAUUUUGAAGAUUUCGAGGAUAGCAUGAUCCAACCUCCCUAUGGGGAAAUAUCGAAGACCACUCGUUUCCGGUCUGAGGUACCAAGACAUACAGAGUCGUCUGCGCAAGCUAAGAAUGCGUUCAAAGUAGAACCACAGAAAGACCACUCGGCACACCUAGCUAGCGGUUCUCUCCUCCCGGAUGUUUUCUCUCCCUCCAAGCGCAAAGGAAAACGAGAGUACAUUCCUGGCGGGAUUGCAGAACAGGUGAGACGGUGGGUGCUUGGGAUUGCUGCUCAGGACUUGCAGUCUGUCGCACUUGCAGAGACGAGCAUCACUAUUUCUCAAGCAAGAAUCGAUGAUAGCGGGCGAUUUUUGUUUGUCACGGACACGGCUGGAAAACAAUGGCUUCUGCCAGAACAACAGCAGAAAGCCGGCCUGGAACACAGGCUUGAUAUGACAAAUGUUCGUCCUGGCGCUCGACUUCUCUUGAAAGGCCAAGCUACAAAGUGGCCACUCCCACCUGACGUUGAAGAAGUUGAAGCCACCACUGUCAGCGCUUACUGGGAACUCGUUGCACCAGGGUAA
Molecule: messenger RNA, 1059 nt
Organism: Exophiala spinifera
Lineage: Eukaryota; Fungi; Ascomycota; Eurotiomycetes; Chaetothyriales; Herpotrichiellaceae
Exons: 2
Coding region: 1-1059 (352 amino acids)
Source: RefSeq, a predicted model, not a curated record